This is a messenger RNA of Pedinophyceae sp. YPF-701, 927 nucleotides long. The record is from the annotation of a GenBank genome assembly. Lineage: Eukaryota; Viridiplantae; Chlorophyta; Pedinophyceae.
AUGGGCCUCGUCGCCGGGCGGUGGGAGUUCCGCCCCGCGCUGUCGUGCCUGCCGUGCGGGGGUGUUCAGGGGGACGACAACGACGGGGAGGGGGGGAGUAAUACGCCGCUGCCGUGCUUCGAGGACGUGCCCGACGAGCACGCGCCGGCCGUCGUGGUGCACGCCGCGCGGCGCGGGCGCGACGACAUCAACGCCGCCCUCGAGCGCGACGCCGUGGACGCCGGCGGCGCGGUGCCCACCUACGACCGCGCCUGCGACGGCAACAUGCUGUCCUCCGCCCGGAAGCGGCGCCGCGGCGACCCCGGCGCGGCCGCGCGCACGCCAGGCCGCCUGCGCGUCCUCGACGACGACGCCGCCGGCCCGUCGCCCGCGGACGCGGCACCGCAGGGCGACGACGCCACCACGCAAGCGCCGCGCGCGGGCGCGGUCGAGGAGGUCCCGAGCGCGGGCAUGGUCUCGACCAGCCGCUGCUUCAACUGCGGGAGCUACAGCCACGCGCUGAGCCGGUGCCCGAAGCCCCACGACCCGGUGGAGGUGGCGCGCAACAGAGCGGCGUUUGAUUCGACGCGGCGGCUCAGCGGGCAGCCGGCGCUGCCGGACCGGUACCACGGCGCGGCCCCGAGGACGCAGCGGCGGUCCUCGCUGCGCAGCGCGGGGCACGCACGGGGGGGGGUGUCGAAGGACUCCGCGGACGACCCGGGGGGGGGAAAUCACGGCCUGACGGUCGUGGGCGGCGAUCUGGACGACGACGCGUGGGCGCAGCGGCGCGGCGGCGCCGCGGCGCAAGGGGAGGCGGGCGCGGGCCUUGGUCCCGCCGCGGCUGGUGCUGCGGCAGCGACGCGCAUAGCAGACAGGGUGGGCGGCGCGCUGGGGAGUGUGGAGGAGGUGGAGAUGGAGGACGAGAUCGAGCAGGGGGAGCUGAGGUAG